Phodopus roborovskii (desert hamster) is the source of this 4455-nucleotide messenger RNA. It is a transcript of the gene Atp2b2, whose product is annotated as ATPase plasma membrane Ca2+ transporting 2. The transcript has 23 exons. Bases 458 to 4189 code for a protein of 1243 amino acids. The record is from RefSeq and is a predicted model, not a curated record. Gene Ontology annotation, biological process: calcium ion transmembrane transport; regulation of cytosolic calcium ion concentration. Gene Ontology annotation, cellular component: intracellular membrane-bounded organelle; postsynaptic density membrane. Gene Ontology annotation, molecular function: ATP hydrolysis activity; PDZ domain binding; P-type calcium transporter activity. Lineage: Eukaryota; Metazoa; Chordata; Mammalia; Rodentia; Cricetidae.
CCCCCCAGCCUCAGGCACGAUGGUACAGUCUGCGCAGGGACCGGGCGCGCGGGCUGGGCUCCGCGCGGCGCCAGCUGCCGCACCGCGAUUACGGGCUGCCCGCCUGGAACCCGAGCCGAUCGCUGGCGAUUGCUUUAGCCAAGAACUUUCCCGACCAUGUAGAUGCCAGCCCCAGGGAACAGCAUGGGCUCCAAUGAAUGGAGACUCCUGGGUCAGCAACCCUGAGCCUCUCUGGCCCCUGGACCUCACCCCACUCCUGGGAACACUCCUCAGAGCUCUCCAGUGCUGUUGCCAGCCCACCUCAGCCAUCACCACCUCCUGGGAUUCGGAGUUGGCCGCCUGGAGCUACUACCCUCUGGUGAGGGUAUACUGAGGAUAGCCACUCGCAACCAUCACCCAGAGGUCCCUUUUCCAGUGCUGACCCUCAGGCCCAGCCUGAGUAGAGACUUCAGCAAACAUGGGUGAUAUGACCAACAGCGACUUUUACUCCAAAAACCAAAGAAAUGAGUCGAGCCAUGGAGGCGACUUUGGGUGCACCAUGGAGGAGCUGCGCUCCCUCAUGGAGCUGCGGGGAACCGAGGCCGUGGUCAAGAUCAAGGAGACAUAUGGGGAUACUGAAGCCAUCUGCCGGCGCCUCAAAACCUCACCUGUUGAAGGUUUGCCAGGCACCGCUCCUGACCUGGAAAAGAGGAAACAGAUUUUUGGGCAAAACUUCAUACCUCCAAAGAAGCCAAAAACUUUCCUGCAGCUGGUGUGGGAAGCACUGCAGGACGUGACACUUAUCAUCCUGGAAAUCGCGGCCAUCAUCUCCCUGGGACUGUCCUUCUACCACCCACCUGGAGAGAGCAAUGAAGGAUGUGCCACCGCCCAGGGUGGGGCAGAGGAUGAAGGUGAGGCAGAAGCCGGCUGGAUUGAAGGGGCUGCCAUCCUGCUGUCAGUCAUCUGUGUGGUCCUGGUCACAGCCUUCAAUGACUGGAGUAAGGAGAAACAGUUCCGGGGCCUGCAGAGCCGCAUCGAGCAGGAGCAGAAGUUCACCGUGGUCCGGGCCGGACAGGUGGUCCAGAUCCCUGUAGCUGAGAUCGUGGUUGGGGACAUCGCUCAGAUCAAAUAUGGUGACCUCCUUCCUGCUGAUGGCCUCUUCAUCCAGGGCAAUGACCUCAAGAUCGACGAGAGCUCACUCACAGGGGAGUCUGACCAGGUGCGCAAGUCUGUGGAUAAGGACCCCAUGCUGCUGUCAGGGACCCAUGUGAUGGAAGGCUCAGGACGGAUGGUAGUGACUGCUGUGGGUGUGAAUUCUCAGACUGGCAUCAUAUUUACCCUGCUGGGGGCUGGAGGUGAAGAGGAAGAGAAGAAAGACAAAAAAGGUGUGAAGAAGGGGGAUGGCCUUCAGCUACCAGCGGCCGACGGCACAGCACCUGCAAACACUGCAGGUAGCGCAAAUGCAAGCCUAGUCAAUGGUAAAAUGCAGGAUGGCAGUGCCGACAGCAGCCAGAGCAAAGCCAAGCAGCAGGAUGGGGCAGCUGCUAUGGAGAUGCAGCCCCUGAAGAGCGCAGAGGGCGGUGAUGCGGAUGACAAGAAGAAAGCCAACAUGCACAAGAAAGAGAAAUCGGUGCUUCAGGGCAAGCUCACCAAGCUGGCUGUGCAGAUCGGCAAGGCGGGCCUGGUGAUGUCAGCCAUCACAGUAAUCAUCCUGGUGCUCUACUUCACCGUGGACACCUUCGUGGUCAACAAGAAGCCGUGGCUGACAGAGUGCACACCCGUCUACGUACAGUACUUCGUCAAGUUCUUCAUCAUUGGGGUAACGGUGCUGGUGGUCGCUGUGCCCGAGGGCCUCCCUCUGGCUGUCACCAUCUCACUGGCAUAUUCCGUGAAGAAAAUGAUGAAGGACAACAACCUGGUACGCCAUCUGGACGCCUGUGAGACCAUGGGCAAUGCCACAGCCAUCUGCUCAGACAAGACAGGCACGCUGACUACCAACCGCAUGACCGUGGUACAGGCCUACGUAGGCGAUGUCCACUACAAGGAGAUCCCUGAUCCCAGCUCCAUCAAUGCCAAAACCAUGGAGCUGCUGGUCAACGCCAUCGCCAUCAACAGCGCCUAUACCACCAAGAUCCUGCCCCCAGAAAAGGAGGGCGCCCUGCCCCGGCAGGUGGGCAACAAGACUGAGUGUGGCCUGCUGGGCUUCGUGCUAGACUUGAAGCAGGACUAUGAGCCGGUGCGCAGCCAGAUGCCAGAGGAGAAGCUCUAUAAGGUGUACACCUUCAACUCCGUGCGCAAGUCCAUGAGCACCGUCAUCAAGAUGCCUGACGAGAGCUUCCGCAUGUACAGCAAGGGUGCUUCAGAGAUCGUGCUCAAAAAGUGCUGCAAGAUACUUAGUGGGGCGGGUGAGCCCCGUGUCUUCCGGCCCCGUGACAGAGAUGAGAUGGUGAAGAAGGUGAUCGAGCCCAUGGCCUGUGACGGACUCCGUACCAUCUGUGUGGCCUACCGUGACUUCCCCAGCAGCCCUGAGCCCGACUGGGACAAUGAGAAUGACAUUCUCAAUGAACUCACAUGCAUCUGUGUGGUGGGCAUUGAAGACCCAGUGCGACCUGAGGUCCCGGAAGCCAUCCGCAAGUGCCAGCGGGCGGGUAUCACAGUCCGAAUGGUCACUGGUGAUAAUAUCAACACAGCCCGGGCCAUCGCCAUCAAGUGUGGCAUUAUCCACCCUGGGGAGGACUUCCUGUGCCUGGAAGGCAAAGAAUUCAACCGGAGGAUCCGCAAUGAGAAAGGGGAGAUUGAGCAGGAGCGGAUUGACAAGAUCUGGCCAAAGCUGAGGGUGCUGGCUCGCUCCUCGCCCACGGAUAAGCACACACUGGUUAAAGGCAUCAUUGACAGCACACACACUGAGCAGCGGCAGGUGGUGGCUGUGACAGGGGACGGGACCAACGAUGGACCUGCUCUCAAGAAGGCAGAUGUGGGCUUCGCAAUGGGCAUCGCGGGCACAGAUGUGGCCAAGGAGGCCUCAGACAUCAUCCUGACAGAUGACAACUUCAGCAGUAUCGUCAAAGCAGUGAUGUGGGGACGUAAUGUCUAUGACAGCAUAUCCAAAUUCCUGCAGUUCCAGCUGACUGUCAACGUGGUGGCUGUGAUCGUGGCCUUCACCGGUGCCUGCAUUACACAGGACUCCCCUCUCAAGGCCGUGCAGAUGCUUUGGGUGAAUCUCAUCAUGGACACGUUUGCCUCCCUGGCCCUGGCCACAGAGCCACCCACCGAGACUCUGCUGCUGAGGAAACCUUACGGCCGCAACAAGCCCCUUAUCUCACGGACCAUGAUGAAGAACAUCCUGGGCCAUGCUGUUUACCAGCUCACUCUCAUCUUCACCCUGCUGUUUGUGGGUGAGAAGAUGUUCCAGAUUGAUAGCGGAAGGAACGCACCACUGCACUCACCACCCUCAGAGCAUUAUACCAUCAUCUUCAACACCUUCGUCAUGAUGCAGCUUUUCAACGAGAUCAAUGCCCGCAAGAUCCACGGCGAGCGCAACGUCUUUGAUGGAAUCUUCCGGAACCCUAUCUUCUGCACCAUCGUUCUGGGCACGUUUGCCAUCCAGAUAGUGAUCGUGCAGUUUGGCGGGAAGCCCUUCAGCUGCUCCCCACUCCAGCUGGACCAGUGGAUGUGGUGCAUCUUCAUCGGCCUGGGAGAGCUCGUCUGGGGCCAGGUCAUUGCCACCAUCCCUACCAGCAGGCUCAAGUUCCUGAAGGAAGCAGGGAGGCUCACACAGAAGGAGGAGAUUCCUGAGGAGGAGUUAAAUGAAGAUGUGGAGGAAAUAGACCACGCAGAGCGGGAGCUUCGCCGUGGCCAGAUCCUGUGGUUCCGGGGCCUGAAUCGGAUCCAGACACAGAUCCGCGUCGUGAAGGCGUUCCGUAGCUCUCUCUAUGAAGGGUUAGAAAAACCCGAAUCUCGAACCUCCAUCCAUAACUUCAUGGCUCAUCCUGAAUUCCGGAUCGAAGAUUCCCAGCCUCACAUCCCCCUCAUCGAUGACACCGACCUGGAAGAAGAUGCCGCGCUCAAGCAGAACUCGAGCCCGCCGUCCUCGCUCAACAAGAACAAUAGCGCCAUCGACAGCGGGAUCAACCUGACGACCGACACGAGCAAAUCAGCUACCUCUUCAAGUCCAGGGAGCCCCAUCCACAGCCUGGAGACGUCGCUUUAGCUGAGGUCACUGUCGCCUGGCCACCUUCAUGGACCUGCUGCCACCUGCCUCCGGGCGCACACCCUUCCAGGCACCGACUCCCCGAUGCAGCAAGGAGCACUGGGAGGAACCCACACAGCAGAAAGAGAACACGUUUCUACCCACAGACCCUUUCUCUGGCUGCCAUGCUGUUUGAACUUUUUUUCACUCCUAGGUCAUGAGCGGGAUUGCCCGGGGUUCAUCUGGAGCAGAGAGUGGCGUGGGUUUUGUUUUGUUUUGUUUUUGUU